This is a messenger RNA of Rubroshorea leprosula, 1661 nucleotides long. Lineage: Eukaryota; Viridiplantae; Streptophyta; Magnoliopsida; Malvales; Dipterocarpaceae. The record is from the annotation of a GenBank genome assembly.
AGCUCAUAGCAGUUCGCCUCACCGGCACCGCGCACCGCCGUCCGGAUUUCAGCAACAAAACUCACAGGUAUUCUUCGUCCUCUCUCUAAUGGCUGAUUCCUUUGCUAAUCAUACGUUCUUAUAUGUGGUAUUUGCAAUGGCUUUGGAGAUCGAAAAUGAAGUUGAAGUCUAUCUCGGUGAGGAUUAUUCAGUAGUGUAUUGUGCGAUUCGCGGCGGUUCUUUGUUUUUAUGGGGUUUUCAACAUGUAUUGAAGAAGGCAUCUAGGUUAUAUGUUGCGAGCUGGGUGCGGGACAUUGGUCCUGACCUUCUGCCAAAUGAUUAUAAGAAGGAUGAAAGAAGUGAAGAUAAAUCCAAUGGAGCUAAGAGUACGCCUAAAGAAAAAGAACCUUCAACACUGGAGGAUCUUGUGGUGGCUGCUAGAGGAGGCAUGGAGACAUUAAGGACUGCUUUACAGCGGGUGUAUAUGACAAGGGCUUCAGCAUAUAGAGAUGCUCUCAAAAGUUUUAUAGAAGGAUAUCAAGAAGGUAUACAGCAAGCCACGGAGAAGGAGGAGGAUUCUAAGGCUCAACAAGAAGUAAACGCCCUUUUGGUAGAGCUGGGUCAGCAUGACAUCACAGGGAUGAUCUAUUACUUUUGGGAAUUUGGCUGUACUGUGAUGUGCUAUAAAGGCAUGCACCCUGGAAAAUAACUUGUGACCUUGUAUUGUAGGCUUGUCUGUCUGUUUCUUUUUAAUAAAUGAUGAGAGAACCAUGUAAGGCUUACUUCUAAUGGAACCAGUUUUUUCGUCUCCCUCUUCUUUUCUUGUUUCACUGGUUUUUUCUAUUUUGAUUAGAUUAAUAGUCAUGAGAGUGUCAACGGAUCAAAGAAACUUGGUUUGAAAAUUGAUGUUGAAAGAGAAAGCUGUGAUUCUUAUUUCCAGUGGUGUCAGUGAAGAAUUUGUGCUGUAUGAGUUUUAACCCUGAGUGACAAGCUAUAGGUUUUGUAUUUUGGGCUGCUCUGUCUGUUUCUUUUUUGAUGGAAUGAUGGUGGGAUACUCUUAUGUAGGAUUUGAUUAGCUCCGAGUCUUAUUGUAAGAUUAUUCAGGAUAAUGACAUGUACCCUGGAAAAUUACUUUCUAACUUUGUAUUGUGUGGCUGAUUUCUGCUUCUCUCGUGAAGGGAUCAUGUCUCUGAAACUGUUGGAGUGUAACAUUCAUUCAUCUUUAUAUGAUUUAAACAUAUACUGCAGGAUUAAACUUUUAGCUUCUUUAAAACCUUUUGUAAAGAUAUGCAAAGGUAACUACUGAAAGUACUUUGCUCUGCGUAUGAUUUAGAUGUUUGAAAAUGACUUGCACAAUGUGAAUAAUUGAAUGUAGCUUGAGGCCACAGAAUCUGACUUGGUUCAGAGUAGAAAUCUUUUGAAGUGUUGAUGAUUGAAAGGAAAAAUUACUGUGAACAGCACCACAAAUACUUGGGGUGAUCUCUGUUGCUCUGUCAUGUGAUGUCAUUGGUGACGUGGUGGGAUUCCACAUUCAAGGUUUGCCUUGCUUUGGGUCCUUUCAAGCACUUCGGGAUUGUUUCAAGACUACUGAAACACAGAAUUAUGGUAUUUGUUUGUUAGUCUCAAUUAUCUGUUUAUUCUGCAAUCUCAGGUUAGAUCAUUACUAAAAGAUUUCAAAAUUA